Beta vulgaris subsp. vulgaris (sugar beet) is the source of this 816-nucleotide messenger RNA. RefSeq names its product ubiquitin-conjugating enzyme E2 36. The record is from RefSeq and is a predicted model, not a curated record. Gene Ontology annotation, biological process: protein K63-linked ubiquitination; DNA damage tolerance. Gene Ontology annotation, molecular function: ubiquitin conjugating enzyme activity. The transcript is spliced from 8 exons. The coding region runs from base 123 to 584 and encodes 153 amino acids. Gene Ontology annotation, cellular component: nucleus. NCBI's taxonomy places the organism in Eukaryota, Viridiplantae, Streptophyta, Magnoliopsida, Caryophyllales, Amaranthaceae.
UCCAUCUUCUUGCAUAAAGCCCUCUUCCAUUUGCAUUCUCGAUUCCAAUCUUCACUCUUUUUCUCUCUCCUGAUCUACCCCCAACCCCCCUUACCCCCUUCUCCUCGCCUUUGUCUCUCCUAAUGGCAAACAGCAAUCUUCCUCGAAGAAUUAUCAAGGAAACACAGCGGCUUCUCAGUGAGCCAGCUCCUGGAAUUAGCGCUUCUCCCUCGGAAGAGAAUAUGCGGUACUUUAAUGUUAUGAUUUUGGGUCCUUCUCAAUCUCCUUAUGAAGGGGGUGUCUUCAAGUUGGAGUUGUUUCUACCAGAAGAAUACCCAAUGGCACCUCCAAAGGUCCGCUUCUUGACUAAGAUUUAUCAUCCGAAUAUUGAUAAGCUUGGAAGGAUAUGCUUAGACAUUCUUAAAGAUAAAUGGAGCCCAGCCCUGCAGAUCCGAACAGUAUUACUGAGUAUCCAGGCACUUUUGAGUGCUCCCAACCCAGAUGAUCCCCUUUCAGAGAACAUUGCAAAGCACUGGAAGAGUAAUGAAGUUGAAGCUGUGGAAACAGCAAAGGAAUGGACGCGCUUAUAUGCAACAGGUGCUUGACAAUGAGAGCUUAUCACACAGUGUCAAUUCUGCAUUGUAUCUUUAAAGUUUGAACCAAAUUAUAAAAUUUACUGCCCUUUUCAUGGAAAAUGGAAAGAGAGUCGUGUUUCGAUGAUUAGUAUGAUAACCCAAAGGCCUCCAAUUGCUGGUUGUAGAUGAUUCUCAUCACAAAAUUGCUUCACUCAUGUACUCUCGUCAAUGUUUGUAAUGCUUAUUUCUCAAUUUCAAAUCA